AAUGCGCAAAGGGAAUUAUGGGUAAAAUAUUGCUAAAUUUGUUAGUGCCCAUAUGAAGUGCAAGCAGUGAAAGUGCGUCGCAAUUAGUGAAACUUUUUAAUUGAUUAGAAGCAAUGGAUCAAGAUAAUAUCAUUUAUAUCAACGAUCAUCACAUCAGGGUACAACUAUAAAAAAGAACGUGUCGAACAAGAGUGACUAUCAUCGACAUAUCGAACGGAUACAACUAUAAGCUACAUACCGAACAGAUGCAGUUAUAAAGAGAUAACAUUCUACAUGAAGUGGUUAUAUUCACAUUGUACAUUCAUACGUACAUUACGGUACAUUUAAGAGGAAAGUUCCAGUGUAGAUAAAUAUAUAAAAUUUAAUAAUAUGAAUGAAGUUUUAAACAAGAAUUUUAAAACUUUGUAUCCAAAGUUGGAAAUUGCUGUAAACAAUGCAACUUUUAUUGCCAUCGAUGCUGAAUUUACUGGUCUAUAUUCAGAAGAGAAAUUGAAACAUAGCUUUUUUGAUACAUUCAAUGAUCGUUAUAAAUUAUUAAAGAAAAAUAUUGAGCAAUUUAUGAUAAUACAAUUUGGCAUUGCAACUUUCCGUCAUGUUCCUUAUGAAAAUACCUAUAAAGUAGAUUGUUUUAAUUCUUAUUUGUUUCCAAAAUCUAUACCAUUAAAAAAUAGACACUUAAUAUGGCAAGUGGCAGCAUUAGAGUUCCUUUGUAAACAUAAUUUUGAAUUUAAUAAAUUUUUAAAUGAAGGUAUUUCAUUCUUGGAUGAGACAGAUGAAAAGUUAUUAAAAAAUUAUAUAAAAGAAGGUAGUUUAGCAUAUAAUUUAAAUCAUUUAACAUAUGAAGAAGAAAAUGAGUUUGUAAACUAUAAAACUAAAAUUUCUGAAUGGAUUGCUAAUAAGAGAAAUGAAGAAACAUUAAAGGUGGAAACUUCUAAUCCUAUAUUACAAUAUUUGAUACAUAAAGACAUAAGACAGAAAUAUAAAAAUAUAUGGAGUAUAUCGGAUGAUAAAUCAGUAGGUAUUAUAGAAGUAUUACCUGACAUGUAUGAACUUUUAAGAAAAAAUGAUGAAGAAAAUUUGGAGAAAGAAUUAUUAGAUUAUUACAUAGGAUUUUCUAAAGUAUUUAAACUCUUGGCCUCUUCUAAAAAAAUAAUAAUAGGACAUAAUAUACUUUUAGAUUUAAUGUUUAUGCAUCAACAAUUUUAUAAACCAUUGCCAAAUUCAUAUAAUGAAUUCAAAAGCAAUAUACAUGAAUUAUUUCCACAAAUAUAUGACACAAAAUUUUUAAGUUACGAAGUACGAAAAUUAUUUAGCAAGGAAGAAGUGAGUUGGAAAAUAAGUUCAUUGAGUACUUUAUACGAAUAUUUUACAACUAAAGGAAAAUUAUUAACCUUGAAUUCACCAAAGAUAGCAAUUAAUGAAGAAUCUUCAAACUCAGAUAUUAUCCUAGAUGAAAAAAAAUAUCACACUGCUGGAUGGGAUGCUUACUUUGCUGGAUAUAUAUAUAUAAAAAUGGCACAUAUAUUUUGUGUACAUAAAUUUGGAACAGGUUUGGAAGAAAGAAAAGUAACGCAUGCUGAACUAAUAAGUAGCAUAAAAAACUUUGUAAAUUGUAUAAAUAUAACAAGAGGCAAUGAAAUGUAUAUGAAAUUUGAUGGUCCAGAUCCAAUGUUAUCAAGACCAGAAUGGCUUCACGUGAAAUUAAAAUCACCAUCUGUAGAUAUUAAACAGUUGAUGGAGAAAUUUUCAUCUUUUGGCCAAGUGGAUGUGAUGCCUUUUGCUCAAAGACGUGUUUUGGUAGCUGUAGCAAACCAUAAAAGCGCGUUACACAUAUUGAGGCAUUUCAAUAGCAGCGAAGAAUUUCAGGUGGCAUGGUAUAGCCGCAUAAGGCACGCGACACCCAUCAGCAUUUGUUUGUGGAGCGGAGUCAUCUUGUCCGGAAGCUUAUUUGUCUGGAUGUUGAAAAAAUGUUUUUAAAAACUUACUCGAAUGUGAAUAUUUACCUGAAUGCAAUUGCGAUUAAAUAAUAAUCGUUUGCAGUUACUCGCGCGGAUCACUUUGUGCUACUUUGUACUUAUCACAGAAUCCUGAUGGCCGAGGAAGAGACCAAGUGCUUCUCGAUAUUUCAAAAGUUUUCUCUGGCCAGCACCCAAGGCUAAAACACUCGAAAUAACGCAGUAGCAAUUUAUGUAGGCGUACUGCGGGACGGUCAGCCUGGUCACACUGGUAUCCGGUGGCAGGUGGAGCAGCUCUCGAGGUGGAUCCCAUUCUGUGUCUCUCUGGAUCCGGAUUCAACGAUAGAUGUAAAGGUCGCGAGCGUCAGGAACGAGGUCUAUGGAACUAGGUUAACUUCACUAUUUUCUCUUCUUAUUCAACAUCGAUAUCACGAACCAUAUGAAGCUAUAAUUUCUUUAGGAUUCUCUUGAAUAAUUAAUGAAUGAAUAAAGUCUCAAAAGAAAAAAAUUGAUUGGUAACGAGAACUACUUUAUUCCCCGUACAAAAAAGCUUGAAAAAUGAUAUCAUGUGGCCACCCAAAAAUACUACGAGAGGUGACUCGAUCCAAUCGCCUUCACCUAUCGGUCCGGCCAGGACAAGAGGCAGCUUGGUCGGGUUGUACUGCCAGCAAAAAGAAGAGACGAUUGAAAAUACCCAUGUUCUGAUCUCUCACGUGUUUCGAAAUCCGUGCACCCGAGAAAUCGUAAUGUUCUAUCAAGAAGCAACGGUGUGGGCCAGGCUGUGCGCGAUUUCGCUUUGGCAUCGGCCAAGCACCUGUCGCACGCAUCGCCACAGUGGAAAAUAGAAAAUCGUUUUCGAAAAAAGCACGCGCAUGCGCCGACGUAACGCGAUUACGUGGGUGUGUCGAGAUUAAUUGCUCGCGCCAAUUACCGAAAUAAUGGUAAACGGUCCCUUGCAACCAUGCAUAAUUAAAUCAGAAUUUCGAAACGAGAAGAUUGUUAAAUAAGGU
Messenger RNA from Apis dorsata (giant honeybee), 2965 nucleotides. Its product is annotated as pre-piRNA 3'-exonuclease trimmer-like. Gene Ontology annotation, molecular function: poly(A)-specific ribonuclease activity; RNA binding. The record is from RefSeq and is a predicted model, not a curated record. The transcript is spliced from 16 exons. The coding region runs from base 370 to 1977 and encodes 535 amino acids. Gene Ontology annotation, cellular component: endoplasmic reticulum; cytoplasm. Gene Ontology annotation, biological process: nuclear-transcribed mRNA poly(A) tail shortening. NCBI's taxonomy places the organism in Eukaryota, Metazoa, Arthropoda, Insecta, Hymenoptera, Apidae.